Molecule: messenger RNA, 1961 nt
Organism: Brassica oleracea var. oleracea
Lineage: Eukaryota; Viridiplantae; Streptophyta; Magnoliopsida; Brassicales; Brassicaceae
Product: SWI/SNF complex component SNF12 homolog
Exons: 3
Coding region: 153-1769 (538 amino acids)
Biological process (GO): regulation of transcription by RNA polymerase II
Cellular component (GO): SWI/SNF complex; nucleus
Source: RefSeq, a predicted model, not a curated record
GUCGGGUUUCAAUACGGUCAAGUCAUAAAUUGAAUAGCUCCAGUGAGGAAUUUGUUUACUCUAUCGACUGAGACGCAGCGGAACAACGGCGACGAAGGAGAAUCAGAAGAAGAAGAAACGAAGCUGCGAAUCUUCGCAUUAGUAAGGCAUCGAUGUCUGCUAACAACAACAAUCCACAGAAGCCUCAACAAGGCUCUGCGCCUUCACCAUUCGGCGUAAACCCUGGGAUGGCCUCUGCAUCUGUCCCCGGAAACCAAGGCUUUACUCAGUCUCACAUGGCACCUAACUUUCCAGCUCAGUUUCAAUUCUCACAAGCCCAGGCCAUGGCCCAUGCUCAAGCCCAAGCCCAGUCUAAAGCCCAAGCACAGUUCCAAGCUCAGAUGCAAGCAGGGAUGACGAUGAACCAAGGGCAAGGCUCCCAGGGGAUUGGUGGUGUGUUGGGUUCAUCUUCUCCUUCCAUGACUCCUGGUAGCUUGAACAUGAAGAGGUUCCAGCAGAGGCCGCCGAUGCGGCCUCCUUCUGGUUUCCCCGCGAGUAACAACACUGUCUCCCCCAUGAGAACGAUGGAGUUAACUCCCGCGGCGAGGAAGAAGAAAAUGAAGCUUCCUGAGAAGUCGUUGCAGGAGAGGGUGGCAGCAAUCUUGCCUGAGUCUGCGUUGUACACGCAGCUUCUUGAGUUUGAGUCAAGGGUUGAUGCUGCUUUGAGUAGAAAGAAAGUUGACAUCCAGGAGGCUCUUAAGAACCCUCCUUGCACUCAGAAGACGCUUAGGAUCUAUGUGUUCAACUCGUUUGCGAACCAAAACAACACCAUCCCUGGGAAUCCAAAUGCCGACCCGCCGACAUGGACUCUUAAGAUUGUUGGUAGGAUCCUGGAAGAUGGGGUGGAUCCGGACCAGCCAGGUUUUGUUCAGCAAGCGAACCCAUCGCAUCCAAAAUUCUCAUCUUUCUUCAAGAAGGUAAUAGUUAACCUGGACCAGAGGCUGUAUCCUGAGAACUCGGCGAUCACAUGGGAGAGUGCUAGAUCACCUGCUCCCCAGGAAGGGUUUGAGAUAAAGAGGAAAGGGAAUCAGGAGUUUGCAGCUACUAUUCGGUUGGAGAUGAACUACGUCCCUGAGAAGUUCAAGCUCUCUACUGCAUUGAUGGAUGUUCUCGGGAUUGAGGUUGAGACAAGACCAAGAAUCAUCUCUGCGAUAUGGCAUUACGUUAAGGCGAGGAAGCUACAGAACCCAAAUGAUCCUUCUUUCUUCAACUGCGACGCUGCACUUCACAAAGUGUUUGGGGAAGAGAAGGUGAAGUUCACAAUGGUUUCUCAGAAGAUAUCUCAUCACUUGUCGCCUCCACCGCCGAUUCACUUGGAACACAAGAUCAAGCUGUCGGGAAACAACCCGGCUAUAUCGGCAUGUUACGAUGUCCUGGUGGAUGUACCGUUUCCGAUUCAGAGGGAUCUGAACAACCUGUUGGCCAACGCGGAGAAGAAUAAAGAGAUUGAGGCUUGUGAUGAAGCUAUAUGUGCUGCCAUAAGGAAAAUCCAUGAGCAUAGGAGGAGACGUGCGUUUUUCUUGGGAUUCAGCCAGUCGCCAGUUGAGUUCAUAAACGCACUGAUCGAAUCUCAGAGCAAGGAUCUGAAGGUGGUAGCGGGAGAAGCUAGUCGAAAUGCUGAGAAAGAACGUCGAGCAGACUUCUUCAACCAACCUUGGGUUGAAGAUGCAGUUAUACGUUACUUGAACCGGAAGCCAGCAGCUGGGAACGAAGGACCAGGGACCUGGUGAGUAUCUGCAGGUACCUUACCAUCAAGUCUAAAGAACAAAAAAUUGUUUUAGGAGCAAUCUGGUUUAUUUGUAAUUUCUUGUAUGAUGAAACCUUAGUACUUCAUAAUUUAGCUUUGAUUUGUAGCUACUUUGGUUGAUUCUUAAUUAUACUUUUGAUAAUAAGCCGAACUAAUAUAUAUAAUCUUAUCAUAC